AAACGAAUCGUUCUUAUGUUAACAAAGCUCGUUUUAUGCCGUCAUUCAUAUUUGUUGGGAGAAACACAAGACCGACAUUCGCGAGAAAACCUCAUGAGAUAAACGACAAGCGUAAACGAAAUUAAAACGACUAGACUUUGCCAUGUUUCGAAUUAAAUUAUCGAAGAUGGCUUACGAAAUGAACGACCUUAAAGGAAUUUUAUUUCUGGUACUGUUCGCUAUGCCAAUGGUAGCGCCCCUAAACAUAAACUGCCACGGCAAAGCCUUCCACUGCGUCAACUCCACACAUUUCAUGAUAUGCGUGGAUUUGGGAGGGGGCGUGUCUACAACCAUAGAUGAUUUCGUCAUACCAUGCCCAGCCACAACAGUGUGCCAUGAAGAAAAUACUUUUGAGUGUGAUUUUCCUAAAAUAGAAGUGGUACCUCCACUUCAAGUUCUUGGUGUUUAUGAACAAAGUGAAAAUAGUGGAACUAAUUCAGUGACCGAUAGUGUAACAAUACCAACGACAACAAGUGAUAUAAUAAGUGAGUUCAUAGAAAAUAUUACUGCAACAACUUUGCCGACACCUGAAGAAGUAAAGCCUGAAUUGAUAUUGGAAGAGCAUAUUCAACAACCCACGCAAGUUGAUAAUGGUAAUACCACAGACACUAGUUUGCAAGCGACUUCUACUUUUGUUAAUAGAACUAAUGUCACUACAAGUAAUAACCAAACAAAUAUUAAUACAAUAAUUACUUCAACAUCAGCUUAUUCUAGCUUUGACAGUGUAACAGAAACUUUGCCUGAUAAUUUAACCGAUGCGGUCACAGGAGCUACUGAUUUAAUUUCUGUUUUACCAGAAAAUGUAACUAUUACUACAUCAGUACCCGAUGUUUCUACUUUAAAUUAUUUAAAUGCUAACAUAUCUCCUACAAAUUACCAAAAUGAAACUCAAGAAAUAAAACAAGAUGUCAAUGCUAAAAAUUUGACAAAUACAAUUAAUAUUGUCCCCGAAGCAAACAGCAAUAAAUCUGUUCAAAACCUUACAAAAUCAAAUUCUACUACUGAAAGUUUAACAAAAAGUUCCAUUUAUAUAGUAUCCACUGAGAGUGUGAAUAUUUCGGAAUCAGUUACGGAAGGUGGAAUCGUCCAAACUACGACUGAUAUGUCUUCACUAGGAUUGGUGGAUUUAAUUUUAGGCACCCAGACCACAAAUGCUAUCAUGGAUACUGCGAACAAUAGUACAAGUAAUUUUGAUAACGAUGUAACAACAGUGGACCCAUACACUAAGCAAGACACCAAUGAUAGUGGUAGUACAUUAUUUUCAAAAGCCGCUAUGCCUACAGAAACAAUAUUAACGGACAUGCUUAUUUCUAAUGAGCAAAUAAGCACGACUCCUUCAAUAAAUACGAAUUUAGAAGCUUUAAAUAAUACUGACAUAAAUUACAAUUCUUCUACGGAAUUUAAUUUUAGUGAUCAGAUUACAACAACUGAAAACGUUCCAGAAAUUUCUACAACUGCUACACAAUUCUUCGAUUUACAACAGGAGACAGUUUCAAGAACGCAAAUAUCUACGACUCCAACUUUUGUUGAAGUUCCCACCACCAUUGACCAAACUAAGGAAAUAAUUUCAACUGAAGAUUUACCAAUAGUCUUUAAUAAUAAUUCGUAUCAGAUAAAUACUGAUAAAAACCAAUCAUUACUAUCAGAAAACAAUAAGAGCGAUGUUAUAAAUACUACUGAAAUGAUAAAGACCCAAUUCGGUGUUUCAAGUACAGAGCCAACUUUGUUUCUGUCAACUAGUGCUAAAUAUCCUGCAAUUGAGACGCCCACUGCAGAAAAGCCUCUACAAGUAUCACGUAAUGAAGUCUCACCGCAUGUUAUAAAAGUAACAAAUGAGUCAUCAGUUACUGAGGGCCCGUACAUUACUAUUAAUGAGCCUAAAACAGACAUUGUUCAGAACAAUACAAUUUUAUUAAUUUCUACAACUACAUUCCCAAAUACGGUUCCAGAAGCCGCAUUAGUCACAGAAGAUAACCCUAUGUUUUCAACACAGUUCACUGAACUAAUAAGAAAGUCACCAGUAACAGACAUGCCCCAUACUCUUGUGAAUAUGCCCAAGCAAGAAACUGUUAAGAACACUUCACCUGUUCUAAGUAAAACAACAGAGACCGCAAAUGAUAUGAGGUCAAAUUCAGCCACAGAAGCAAGAGAUAACUUUGUAUUUUCAAAACAGUUCACAGAAGUAUCAAAUAAACCUACGAAAAAAACUAUUCAAAAUAACAUAGAUAUUACAAUGGAUAAAAUAGAGAUCGCUAAUGAUGUGAUGAUUAAUACAGCCACAGAAGCAGUAGAUUCCUCUAUGCUUUCAACGCAGCUUACUGAAGCAACAAAAACGUUCCAAGUAACAGUAAAGCCUACUCUUGUGAAUGAACCCAAGCCAGAGACUGUUGAAAACGAUACAGUUGUCACAAUAAGUACUACAGAGGCAGCAAAUGAUGUGACGUCAAAUUCAGCCACAGAAGCAAUGGUUAACUCUAUGUUUUCAAUACAAUUUACCGAUGUCCCUAAUAAGUCACCAGUAACAGGCAAACCUCCUAUAGUAAAUGAACCCAAGAAAGACAUUAUUGAAAACAAAACAGAUGUCACAAUGAAUCCGUCAGAUGUCUCAAAUAAUGAGAGGACGAAUUCAGCCUCAGGAGCAGUAGAUUAUUCUACGUUAUCAACACAAUUUAUCCAAGUCACUAAUAAGUCCCCAGUAACCGACAAACCUAACACUGUUAAUGAAUCCAAGCGGACAACUGUUGAGAACAAUUCAGUUUUAAAAACAACGGCUUCUUAUGACACAAAGCUAACUUCAGUCACAGAACUCAUAAAUAUUUCGACAGAUACAGAGUCCCCUAAUAUUGUUAAUGAACCCAAGCAUGACACUUAUGUUAUGAAGAAAUAUUCAGACACAGAAGCCAAAAUUAACUCCACAUUUUCUGUACAUUUAAAUGAAGCAACCAAUGAGUCACCGGUAGCAGAUUACAUAGAUAUUAGGAAUGGGUCUAAUCAAGAUGGUGCUGAAAACAAUCAACUUAUAAUAAUUCACACAACAACAGUUUCUGGUAUCCUUAAGAAAGAAUCAGUAAAAAAUGCCACGGAUAGUUCCGCAUUUUCUAAUCAUUUUACUACAACUGAGUCACCAGUAACAGCCUAUCCUAAUAUUGUUGAUGGACUUCAGCAAGUAAUUAUUGAAAGCAGUACAGUUUUAUCGGCCUCUACAACAACGGCUCCUAAUGACAUAGGAUCAAAUCCUCAUACUAUCAAGCAAAAUAUUGUUGUAAGUGAUAGACUUUUGACAAGUUACGCAACGGCUCCUGAAAGCGUGAGGAUAGAAUCAGUCAAAGAAGCCAAAGAUAAUUCUGAAUUUUCUUUAGUGACAACUGAGUCGAUCUAUCCUAGUAAUAUCGCUGUACGCAAGCAAACAAUUGUUGAUAAUAGUAAAAUUUUGAUGAUUCAUACAACUACAGCUCCUGAUAUCGUGAUGAAGAAAUCGGAUACAGGGGCCAUAGAUAAUUCUGCAGAUUUUGCACAUUCAAAUGUUAAUGAACCCAAGAAAGAGAGUGUUAAUACAAGUGCAAUUUCACCAAUAUAUACAACAUCGGCUAACAAUUACGGUACAGAACCCAAUGUCAAGGACUCAACAACAGUAUCAGAUCUGGUUACAAAUGAACCAGCAGGACUGAUAACUGAAAAGAAUACACGUAUCGACCAUGUAACAGCUAAAAUAGGAAAAACUAACCAAGAAAAUAUAACUACGGAUUUCACGAAUCCUCCGAAGAAUUUAGAGACGACUACGUUAGGGCAGGUUUCUACUACUAAUGAAAGGGUCGCCACAUUCCAAGAUGCAGUUGCAACCACUGCCAAUGAAAAUAAUUUAAAAAAUAGUGUGUCUAAACUAUUUCGACUCAAAGUUGCCGACAUCAAUAAACCUAAUAAUAUUGCAUUUGUAAAUAAGGAUAUUGGCACCGCUUCUAAUACGGCCAUGAAUCCUGACGCAUUACCAAUAAUAAAUCUACACGAAAUGCCUUCUUCAAAUAAGUUUGUGGGUGCACCUACCAGUAGCUUGCCAGAAAUCGUCGAUACAGUUUCUAGAAAAGAUUCCACAAAGGUGUAUGAAAAACUAUUAAUGGAUGGCCCACAAAAUGCUGAUAUUAAUGGACACGCUACGACGGAGUACGUACCCGAAACUAGUACUACACAUGCCAUAGAUGGUAUCGAUUAUACUAACAUUAAAAAAAUAUCGAGUUUUGGGGUGAAUACACAAUCUAUUAUCAGCGUGACUACUGAAACAGCGUUUGCAUCCCUUGGAACAUCUGUUGAUUGGAGUGUGUCAGAUAAGACGGACAGAGUCAAUACGGAAACAGUACUUUCUGAAAUUUCUACCAAAACUGAUACUGAACCGACAAGGUAUACAACCGAUAAAAUUGCAUCAUCAACAGUAAUAAACAAUACAGAUAAAAGUAUCAAGAUAGUGUCAGAAUCCGAUUUAGUGAAUUCCUCAUAUGCAAUACCAAGUAGGAAGUUGGAACCAUCGAAUUUAAAUCCAUUAUUAUCGCCUGAUUAUAUAAAAACAACAAGGCCACAAGACUCAAGCAUUUACAUCACAACCUCUGAUUAUAAUCCUGCGGAUUUCACUCAAGUUGAGCAGCCGAUAUCGAAGAAGUUUGAAGUUUUACAACAGAAACCGACAACGAUUGUGGAUUUAUUAAAGUCUGUAACUAAUACGUAUACAUUACCAACGGUAAAAGAAAAAACUGCUAAUAUUAACCGCGUGUCAGUGACUGAGGCAACACUGCCCAGAGACACAGUCUUCAAAGGGAUAAAUCCAACAAAUCAAGAUUUUAAUUACGUGACUGAAAAAAAUAUCAUUUACGUUCCCUCGCAGGACCCAAUAUUAAGUAAAUUAAACAAAAUACCUAAAGUGGAUCCUCAAUCUUCAAUAAAUAAAGGUAUGGCUAGCAAAACUAUUUUGCCUAAAACAUUUAAGACAAAUGUGAUAGGAAACAACGAUAUGAUAAUAACUGACGCUAGUAUAUUUACAAUGAGUUCAACAUCACCGGUACCAGCAGAAAAUAACUUAAAAAUAAAUAAAGAAUUGCCAAUUUCAAGUCCAAAACCAACGGAGACAAGAACAACAGAAUAUUAUAGUGUAAAGCCAGUGCUACCAAUAACAGAAGUUCCAUUUGUUAAAACCACUACUGUUGCCAGUCAACCACGCAAAAUUGCAACCCAAACUAUACCUAAAUUAGUUGGUGAAACCAACAGUGAUAUACUCAAAACUACAGAUUUUCCAAAAUUAACGAUUCAGAUAGAAAAUAACAAGUCUACCCGGUCGAUAACAGGCAAAACAACUGAAACGGUCAAUUUAGUAACGGAACCAGAUUCAAUGGUAGAAACUAUCAAGGUGGAAGCAAUUCCGAACCCAGUUAUUUCUUACACUCUUACAGACAAUAAGUCGACUGAUGGAAUUAAAACAGGGAAAAGCAAAAUUGAUCAUGAAAGCAUAGUAAUUGGAAAUGUUUACAAAAAUAAUGGAGCAUCUAAAACCACUGAUUUUAAGUUACUAGAGGACAAUUCUAAAGUAGAAGCUCUAAAUCCAAAAAGUGAUUGGAUAAAAUCAGAUAUCGACGUGGAUAUCGCCAAAAUAAAAGAAACAUCUAUUGAAGACACCACUAAGUCAUCAGGCUUCGCAUCCAAAUCAGGUCCUGCAAUUAAGACGUUAUUACCGAUACCUACCGCAACCGUACUGGUUAGGCCUAAGGUAAAUCAAACAGCCAAUUCCAUUCAGCUCUCAUCGGUAGCAAUUCAUCCUACAAUUGCGACUCAAAUCGAGUCAACCAUUCCCAAAACAGAACCGAAACCUAUCACUAAAGAAAAUCAAAAAACAGUGACAAAUGCUUUCAUAACAGCAAAUAAUAACACUUCAGAUGGGGAAUUACAAUUCCAAGAACCUUUAAGAAAUACGACUGAUAGUUAUCACAUGAAUAAUGCAAAAGCAAACGUUACUACAUCAUAUCAUAAGUUAUCACUUCAAAACAAUACGUUCAAUGACGAUUUAGCAGAACAUUUAAUAUCAACGAAUCACACUAUUACGACAGAAGUACAAAAUCAUUUGAAUGAAAGUGAUAAACAAAGUAAUAAAACUAAUUAUUCAGUAACGUCAAAUAUAACGAGUACGCUCUAUCAAAACAUUACUGCUUUAAAAAUAAAUUCAGGAGAUAAAGGCAAUAGUUCUAUUUCCGUAUCUACUCCACAAGUUUUUAGUUGUUUAAAUCGUACUCGCGGUAAAUACUCUGAUAAAAGAGAUUGUAGAAAAUUCUAUACUUGUAUAGGCAAUCUCCAGCCUAUGAUAGGAACUUGUCCAAACAACACCGUGUUUAGCGAAAUUAAUAAACAGUGUACGAGAAAUUUAUCGCAUUGCGUGCGAAACAAUCAGUUCCGAUGUUUAUUAGAGGGAAGGUUUAGUGACUUCUUCAAAGAUAAUAUUUAUUACAUUUGUGUUAAAAAUAAUAUCCAUGGUUUUAUCCGGUAUAAACUAAAAUGCCAGAGUGGUUAUCAUUUAAACAAGGAAACAGUUAAAUGCGAAAAAGACGAAGAGAUAUCAACUCAAUCAGCAUCUUCUAUUAGCGAAGCAAAUAAUGAAGAGAGUACUACAGUCAAAAUUAAAACUGAUAAAAUUACCAAAACAGCUUUUGAAUGUGAGAGUGAAGGUAAAUUUCCAUACGAUAAGGAUUGCAAAAAAUAUUACGUUUGUACUAAAAUUAAAAGUGAUUAUCAAUGGAAAAUCAAGAAAUGUCCCACUGACGAAGUGUACGAUAAAAAGAAGAAAAAGUGCGUAGAAUCUGAUAGCGGGGAAUGUUAAUUGUUCAAAUACAGGAUUACUUUAUUUUUGAAGUAUUUCAAGCUUGUCCGUCUUAUGUAGAUAUUGUAAAAUAAACUAAUGUAUUUUUAAAUUUACUUUAAUUGAUUUAACCUUAAGUUUUUUUUUUA
This is a messenger RNA of Helicoverpa armigera (cotton bollworm), 7014 nucleotides long. RefSeq names its product mucin-2. Gene Ontology annotation, cellular component: extracellular region. Gene Ontology annotation, molecular function: chitin binding. The record is from RefSeq and is a predicted model, not a curated record. The transcript is spliced from 2 exons. NCBI's taxonomy places the organism in Eukaryota, Metazoa, Arthropoda, Insecta, Lepidoptera, Noctuidae. Bases 143 to 6886 code for a protein of 2247 amino acids.